Molecule: messenger RNA, 2646 nt
Organism: Ambispora leptoticha
Lineage: Eukaryota; Fungi; Glomeromycota; Glomeromycetes; Archaeosporales; Ambisporaceae
Source: the annotation of a GenBank genome assembly
AUGUCUAAACCUCUUAUGCCCAAUGUGAAUGAUAAGUUUGAUUCUCUGGAAGCUUUCGAAGAUGCUGCAAGAUUAGCUGCUAAGUAUGAAGGGUUUGCAUUUUCAAGAAAAGAUAGCAACCUUACCGGGUGUAAAGGAAAAUCGCUCUUUGUCGUUUUGCAAUGCACAAAAGGUGGAGAGUGGAAAAAUUGUUGGAAUAUAACAGAGGAGACUAGUAAAAGGAAGAAAACUACUAAACGCGAAGGCUGCCCUGUAUAUAUUAGAGCCACUGCAACAAAAUGCCAUUCGACUACAAGUGUUUUAAAUACUGAAGUAAAAUGGAUUGUCACGAAGGCUGUACUCGAACAUAAACACACAAUGCUUGAGUUGGAUGAGGUUGCAACUUUUCCACAAUACCGUGCUAUGAGCCUAAAUCAGAAAAAUCUGGUACAACAGUUGCAUGAUAAUAAUGCACCAACUCAUGUUAUAACAGCAGCUGUUAAUAAGGUUAUUAAUGGUGGUAUUAUUCUCUCAAAAGACAUUGUGAAUGAACGUGCACGUAUUAGGCUUGCUUUGAAUGAAGGUUAUAAUAACGAUUCUACUCAGAUACUACUAAGGCUUCUUGAAGAACGUGAUUAUAUGGUUGUGGCACAUAAAACAACAAAAGGAUAUCUAACUCACCUUUUCUUUUCACAUGUUGAAGCUGCUAAGUGCGUUGCCAAAUGCCCGGAGGUUCUUAUUGUGGAUGCUACAUACAAAACAAAUAUUUACAAAUAUCCGCUUGUUAGUGCUGUUGGAAUAAAUAACAUUAGUAAUGAGAAAGGUGUACUAGCAUCUUAUCAAAUCGCAAUGGCCUGGAUUGAUAAUGAAAGUGAAGCGUCCUACACAUGGUUUUUGCAAACGCUUCGUACCAAAAUUUAUAAUGCUUAUGGUUGCUUACCAGAUGUUUUCAUGUCCGAUAGAGACCAAGCAUUAAGAAAUGCUUCGUCUAAAGUAUUCCCGGAGUCUAAUAAGAUGCUAUGUGUUUGGCAUCUUCUUGAGCAAAAUUUGAAAGUUAAUUGCCGUAAGCUUUUUAAAAAUGAUGAAGACUACGAGAUGUUUAAAAAAGAGGUUGAAGCUCUAAGGUUUGCUGAAUGUGAAGAAGAAAUUCCUCAGUCUCUAAAUGCAAUUAAAAAGGCUGCUGAAAAGUCACACUCUCCAGAAAAGGUAGAAUCUUAUAUUCAGACAUGGAUGAAAGAUUCGAAAUUGUGGAUAUUAGCUUAUACUAAGCAAUUUUGUCAUAUGGGAAUAUCAACUACUGGUAGAUCUGAAUCAUCACAUAGCACAUUUAAAAGAGCAAUCGAGACAGCUAGUGAUCUGGAAAGUGUAUUUCGUCAAAUUGAUCAAGUAAUGCGUUUACAACAUCUAAAAUCAGCAAUACGUAUGGGCUCCAACAAAGUUGCGAUUGAUCCAUUUACUCUUCGUAAUCCUAUAUUUAGUGAACUAAUUGGAAAAGUAUCAACAUGGGCAAUUAAUCAAAUAAAAAAAACUAUUCAAAAAAAAAAGGAUACGGAUAAUAAUAUUGAAGAUUGUGAAUGCUUGAUUAAAAUUAAUUAUAAACUGCCUUGUCAACAUAUGAUUCCGGCACACGGUCCAAUUCCUUUGUCAAUAAUUAACAAGAGGUGGCUACUUGAAAGACCAGAUAUUAUAGAACUUCCACGCCCCUCUAAGUCGGCUAUUAUUGAUUCAGAGUUUUAUACCACUUUUGUUAAUGCCGAAGAGAAGUUUCAGCAAUUGCCUGACAAUAUUGCAAAGAACGAAUUUAUUACAAAAAUUCAACAAGUAAUGAAUGAGCCAUUAUCUGAGCCCAUCAAGUUUCCCCCCAAAAAGGUAUCUAAGUCAAGUACUAAGCGAGAAUCACUUCUUAGCGAGAAACAAGAUGCUGCUGCAAAAAAGAAAAAGAAAAUGCUGGACAGUAUAAUGAAGCCCAAAAAUAAAACUGUUCAGCAACAAAAGAUACCUUUAAACCAAACUUCUAUUACCUCUCAAUCCUCUAGUUAUAAGCUAUAUGAAGCGAAUCUUCCAAAAUUUAUGCGAGAACAUGUUUCGGCAUAUUUCAAUGUUGUGGGUGAUGGUAAUUGCGGCUUUCGUGCUGUUGCUGUGUCAAUUGAAAAAAAUGAAGAAUACUGGCCAAAUAUUCGAAAACUUAUCUAUAAUGAACUCUGCACUCGCAAGUCUCAUUAUAUUCAACUGUUUUUAGAAAAAGAAAAAGAAUAUAAUGAUAUAUUAUUUACGACACAAUGGGAGGCUGGUUCUUGUGGUAAAGAACAUUGGAUGUCGAUGCCAUCAUUUGGAUAUGUUAUCGCGAACACAUUUCAACGACCUGUUCAUUAUUUCAGUAAAUAUAUCUCUCUUACAUUUCUUCCUGAUAACACAUCAUUAAAUCGAAAUAUAUCAAUUGCUUUCAUUUAUGUUCUUGAAAGCCAGCAUUUUGUAGCUAUAAAACUCAAGCCAAAUGUUCCAGUUCCUCCUAUUGCAAAUGGUUGGGAAAAGAUAUGUGCUAAAUCUUGUAAGAUAUGGGAAAAUUUGUUCUUAGAAAGAAUAGCUCGUUUUAAGAAAGAAUAUGAAGAUGAAUACAGAUACUUACAAAAAGAAAAUUUAGAAUAUGAUAGUGCAAUUGAAGUUUAA